Molecule: messenger RNA, 795 nt
Organism: Tachyglossus aculeatus (Australian echidna)
Lineage: Eukaryota; Metazoa; Chordata; Mammalia; Monotremata; Tachyglossidae
Product: olfactory receptor 5B12-like
Exons: 3
Coding region: 1-795 (264 amino acids)
Source: RefSeq, a predicted model, not a curated record
AUGGCAGAGGGCAACGGGACCAGGGUGACCGGCUUCCUCCUGAAGAGACCUUCGGACCGGCCAGAGAUGCGAUUUGCGGCCUUCGAAACCGACUACUCGGCCACACUCCUGGCCAACGGUGCCUCCUCGCCCCUCCUCCUCGCCCUCUGCGCCGACCGCCGUCUCCACACGCCCAUGUACUUCCUCCUCACCAACCUGUCAUUGCCGGACGUCUCCCGCCCCACGGCCGCGCUCUAUUUCCUGGUGGCCCCGGCGGGGAUGGACGUCUUCCUCCUGGCGGUCACGGCCUCUGACCAUCACUGGGACGUCCUCCGCCCUCUCUGCUAUGCUGUUCUCAUGGGCGGGAGGGUGUGCGUCGCGCUGGCAGCUGGGGCCUGGCCGUCCCGCUUCCUCAAAUCCUCCCUGCACGCGUCCUUCACCUUCACGCUGAUCAUAUGCCGCUUGAACCUGGUGGACCAGUACUAUUGCGAUGUCCCUCCGGUGACAAACCUGUCCCGCUCUGGCAGCUCCUACGUCCUCGUCGCGACAGCCAUCUUGAAGAGCCGCUGGGCCGAAGGGAAUCGCCGGGCCUGGUCCACCUGCACCUCCUGCCUGCUGGCCGUCGGCCUCUUCUACGGCCCCGCCAUCUUCACCUACAUCCGGCAAUCUUCCAGUCACUCUCCCGGAAGUGACGGGCUCGUGGGCAUGCUUUAUAGCAUCCUCAACACCCUCAUCGACAACCUGAGAAACGAGGAGGUCCUAAGGGAGUUGCUAAGGGAGACGUUAGGCCCGCUAGGAUCUCUUCGGCACCCAUAG